Molecule: messenger RNA, 755 nt
Organism: Eruca vesicaria subsp. sativa (arugula)
Lineage: Eukaryota; Viridiplantae; Streptophyta; Magnoliopsida; Brassicales; Brassicaceae
Source: the annotation of a GenBank genome assembly
ACCAACCUCCCUCCCAGACCUUCUAAAGAGCAAAGCCUCCUCUUGAGAAAGACUUCUUCUCUUUAAAACUUUUUUUUUUAAAUAUGCAAAGAAAAACAAUGGUGACGACGUCGUCUCGUACCAAAUCAAACACCUCCAUGCUCCGUUCCCAAUCACCAUCCGGCCGAUUCUGCGGCGGUUAUUCGUCGUCUUCCUCCUCAUCCUCCUCAGCUUUCGCUUCGUCUACAAGCUCCAGCUUCUCAUCUCCGUCCUCAUCCUUCUUCAGCAACCACAGCCACCACAGAUCUGCGUCUCCGACGCGCGUGAAUCUCUACAACCCCCAGCCGUUAGCUCAAUCGUUCCGUUACUCUCUCGACAGCAGAUCUAUCUCCCCGACGACGAACAGAUCCAUCUCCGUCACGAAGAAAAAUCAGCCUAGCGGCCACCACCACCACAAGAUCUCUAACUCUUCGCCGAGGAGGUGUAUGUGUUCUCCGACGACGCAUCCGGGAUCUUUCAGAUGUAGUCUUCACAAAAACGUGGCGAAUCCGCACGGGCAAGGAACGGCGUCGUAUCCGGCGAGUAGUUUGAAUAUGAGGAGAUCUGCGAUGACGAAUUCGCUUGUGAGGAUUGGUGGUGUUGAAGGAGAGUGGGUGAGAAGGGCCUUGACGACUCUGAUAAGGCCUUCGUCGCAUCAUCUGAGACGAAGGGCUGCUUAUCAGCCUCGUCCCAGUAGGUUUUCGGCUAUGUCGAAAGCCGCUACUGAGUGUAAUUGA